AUGAGUGAUCCAAAUACUAUUGUGCUGAUGAGCUUUAUUGAAAUUAGAAUAGUAGUAAUAGUAAUAGUAAUAAUACUGGUGAAAGAUGAUGACAAGGCCGGAGAAGUAAAUGAAGAAGAAGAUCAAAAUGUAGAUUUUGAUGACGACAAUAAAAUGUUAACAUUAGAAAUGAUGAAAAAAGAAUUAGAUUAUUUUAAUAUUGAGAUGAGCAUGAAAGAAUUGAAUUUAGCAGAGAAAGCAGCAGCAGAAAUUUUUACGAAAUUUAUUAAAGCAAUUGAAAAUCUAAUCUAUGAAGCAAUUAGAACAUUCUCAAGCUCUAUCACAAUCGAAUUCUUUAGUUCUUCAAAAUCGCCCUCAAUCCAAUUCAAUGACACACCAAUGAAAGAUAAACUUCUUGAAUACAAAUUUAUUGGUUAUGGGAUUUUAGAUCACUUUGAUGAAAGUUACUUAUCAGAUUGUUUAACCAGAAGUUUUCCUUUUAUGGAUGUAUAUCUUGAAACUGAAAUAAAAUAUAAUUCUUAUAAUAACAGCCUAUUCCUAUAUACAUAG
Entrophospora sp. SA101 is the source of this 549-nucleotide messenger RNA. NCBI's taxonomy places the organism in Eukaryota, Fungi, Glomeromycota, Glomeromycetes, Entrophosporales, Entrophosporaceae. The record is from the annotation of a GenBank genome assembly.